Messenger RNA from Neoarthrinium moseri, 1005 nucleotides. RefSeq lists its product as uncharacterized. Lineage: Eukaryota; Fungi; Ascomycota; Sordariomycetes; Amphisphaeriales; Apiosporaceae. The record is from RefSeq and is a predicted model, not a curated record. The transcript is spliced from 3 exons. Gene Ontology annotation, molecular function: dioxygenase activity. The coding region runs from base 1 to 1005 and encodes 334 amino acids.
AUGGGAAUCCCUGAAAAGCUAUAUGCCAUUCCUAAAAUCGACAUUGAACCUUUCCUUGACCCCAGCUCAUCCGAUGAUGCUCGUCGCGCUGUAGUCGAAAAUAUGAGCGAUGCUUGUCACACUUACGGCUUCUUCAAUCUUGCCGGACACAGAAUCCCCAGGGAUGUCUUGAACGAGGUGUUUGAUGUGAACAAGAUGUUUUUCGCUUUGCCCGAAGACAAGAAGAUGGAAGUCUGGAUCAAAAACUCUGUGGGACGGUCAUUUAGGGGAUACGAACCUUCCGGCAUCCAGACCCACCACAAGGGCUUGCUCCCCGAUAUCAAGGAGACUUUCAUGGUCGGCCGGGAGGUCCCUGAAACCGAUCCAGAUUGCGGGUCAUUCUCCACCGGACCGAACCUCUGGCCUUCUAGUCUGCCCAAAGAAAAAUUCCAGAACCGUAUCAUGGCAUACCAGGGGCGGAUGUUGAAUCUCGUGAAGACAAUCCUAGAUAUUCUGGCUCUAGGACUCCCUAAGGAAUGGAAAUGCCCACCCAAUGUGUUUGACUCACUGCUCGAUAAGCCAUCUAUCCCCAUGCGAUUUCUCCACUAUGGUCCUGUCCAGGCUCGAGAUGAUCGCCAAUUUGGAGUUGCCGACCACACCGACUUUGGGUGUGUGUCUAUUCUACUACAAGAGCCUGAGACAAGCGGACUCGAAGCCUACUACGCGCCAGCCGAUACUUGGAUUCCAGUCCCAGUCAUAGAGGAUGCGUUCGUGAUCAACAUGGGCGAUAUGAUGCAGAAAUACACGGGCGGAUACUACCACAGUGCUCGCCACAGGGUUCAGACCAACUUGAACAAGCAUCGCCACAGCAUUGCAUUCUUCCUCAACGGCAAUCUCAAGUUGAGAGCAUCGGCUCUGGAUGGGUCAGGCGUCGAGACCGUUGUUGGUGAACACAUUCGUAACCGCUUACUAGAUACCAUGGGGGACACUGGCAACCUGCUUCGGCGUGAGGUUGAAGCAGUUUAA